Striga asiatica is the source of this 300-nucleotide messenger RNA. NCBI's taxonomy places the organism in Eukaryota, Viridiplantae, Streptophyta, Magnoliopsida, Lamiales, Orobanchaceae. The record is from the annotation of a GenBank genome assembly.
AUGCUGGAUUUGUUGUCAAGCAGAUCUUUUUUCACGGGAAAUCUGGGUACGGUAUGCACCGGUAGUCGUCUGCUUUUGUACGGCCCGAUAACGGAGAGCAGUGAGCGCCUCUACAACUUAUGUGCGAUGAAGUCAUCUGCCCCACGGCUGUGCAUCCUAUCCAUGACCAGGCACCGACACAAGCGCGCACAUGGAUCCACCACGUCGAUGACGUCUCCGCCCUCGCCUCAGGAACUUCUUAUUAUGGCGGAAGCGGGUCGCGAAAACGGUGGCGGUGUAUCUACAUCUGCUUUGGGCUAG